This is a messenger RNA of Nezara viridula (southern green stink bug), 3930 nucleotides long. Lineage: Eukaryota; Metazoa; Arthropoda; Insecta; Hemiptera; Pentatomidae. The record is from the annotation of a GenBank genome assembly.
CAGCGACGUCCGUGGUAGGAUGUGAGUGCGAGCCUAGCGUUCGUCUUCCGAGACCGGGUUACGCGAGUGUUGUGCCACAAGUUAAGCUGCCCGCAAUGGGGAAUACUGGAAGCGGCACCAAGGGGGAAGUGCAGUCCACGCCGCCUCCGGUGGACCUGUACCGGAGUCCCAACAUUCGGGCCAGCAUCAGGGCUAAGCUACCCAUGCCGGCGGAUCAGUCCGAGCUUGAGAGGAGGUUCACAAAAGUUCUGGCUAGCAUGGAUUUACCUCCCGACAAGGCAAAGCUCCUUAAAAACUAUGACAUAGAAAAGAAAUGGGACUUAAUAUGUGAUCAGGAACGAGUGCAAGCUAAGGACCCCCCAUCGCUGUACCUUAAAAAACUUCGGACUUACCUUGAUCCCAAGGCCUCCAGAAGUGCAAAGAAACGGAAAAUGCUAGGCGAUUCGACUUCGACUCAAGUUUUGAGAGACCUCGAAAUUUCUUUAAGGACAAACCAUAUUGAAUGGGUAAGGGAGUUUCUUGAUGAUGAACAUCGGGGUUUAGACUACCUCAUUGGUUACCUUUGCUUCCGGCUUAUGAUGAUGAGGGCAGAAGCUAGAAAUAUUGUAAGGACAUCUUCAGAUGACAGUCUUUCACUGAACAGUCUCCAUAAUGGAAAUUGUAAAACCACUCGUUUUGAUCCUCACGACCUUAGGCGUAGAUCUCGACAUGCAGCGAAGCUGAAAAUGGGAGAUACUAAGGAUGAUAUUCACAUAUGUAUAAUGUGCCUGAGAGCAAUAAUGAAUAAUAAACAUGGUUUCAGUUUGGUCAUUCAAAGUACUGAUGCAAUCAAUGGUAUAGCCCUUAGUUUAACUCACAAGAGUCCAAGAACUAAAGCAUUGGUCCUGGAACUUCUCGCAGCUAUUUGUUUAGUGAAAGGUGGCCAUGAGAUCAUCCUCGAGGCCUUUGAUCACUUCAAAGAAGUUUGCCAGGAAAAAAGGAGGUUUGAGACUCUCAUGACAUAUUUUGUCAACUACGAAUCAUUUCAUGUAGAAUUCAUGGUUGCAUGUAUGCAGUUCAUUAAUAUCAUUGUACAUUCUGUGGAUGAUAUGAACUACAGAGUACACUUGCAGUACGAAUUCACUCAGUUAGGGCUUGAUUCAUACCUUGAAAAACUGAAGUACACAGAAAGUGAGGAGCUUCAAAUACAAAUAUCAGCUUACUUGGACAAUGUCUUUGAUGUUGCUGCUCUUAUGGAAGACAGCGAGACGAAGGCAGCUGCGAUGGAGAAAGUUGUUGAUCUUCAGGAUGAAUUGGGUCAUGCCCAUAGUAGACUGUCGAUGAUGGAAAGAGAAAGUUGUGCUCAAUUGGCAGCCCUUGAACGAGCUUUAAUGGAAGCAGUUGCCGAGAGAGAUAGACUCGUUGAGGGUCGAAGACAGGCAGAAGAGGAAGUGGCCACUCUUCGGAGGGAAGUCAGCAAAAGAGUUUCUCCCCAACCUUCUUCUAAUUCUAGUCACCAACCUAGCAGUAUAAAUUCUGGUUCAAGUGGAGUUUCAUCUGCAUCUUCAACACCAGUCAGCGAACCUGUAAGGACACCGCCUCCACCACCUCCCCCACCUCCUCCUGCCAAUACUCCUCCUUGUCCACCUCCUCCAGGCCCUCCUCCUGGCCCUCCCCCUCCACCACCACCCCCAGGGAGCAUGGCACCACCAUUUGGUGCGAUGACUAUCAAGAGGGAAGUUCAAACCAAGAACAAGCUUCCAACAUUAAAUUGGGCUGCAAUGAGGCCUAAUCAGGUUCGAGGGACUGUAUUUUGUGAAAUAGAUGACGGACGAAUAUUCAAUAGAAUUGACUUCUCUGACUUUGAAGACAAAUUUAAAGUUGGAGGUCCACGAGAGACAUCCCAAACUGAUUUGGGAACUAUGCCCAGUAAAAGGUUUAAAAAGUCUGACCUUAUUUCUCUUCUGGAGCAUAAUAGGUUAAGAAAUAUAGCCAUAUCUAAACGUAAGAUUGGACUUGGCAUAGAAGAAAUUUCAAAGGCUGUGAAUUCACUUGACUUGAAACAAAUUCCUUUAGAAACUGUAGAAAUUUUAAUGAAGAUGAUUCCUACGGAAUCUGAGGCAAAAAAAUAUAAAAAAUAUUUAGAAGAAAAGAAGGAUAUUUCUGUUCUUACAGAAGAAGACAGACUUCUUUUGGAGCUUAAUAAGAUAACCAACCUUCCAAACAAACUUAGUAUCCUCCAUUAUAUUGGCAGCUUUAAAGAAAAUAUUCAAUUUAUCGCACCUCAAAUUGAAGUUCUUAGAACUGCUUCUGUGGCUGUGAGAAAUUCUAAAAAACUUAAGGGUGUGUUAGAAGUAGUAUUAGCAUUUGGUAACUAUGUCAAUUCUGCUAAACGUGGGCCAGCUUAUGGGUUUAAGCUUCAAUCUUUGGAUGCACUUGUUGACAUGAAAUCAGCUGAUAAAAAACUAAGUCUGAUAAAUUACAUUGCUGACACUAUACGUUUCAAAUUACCAGAACUUAAUGAUUUUGAAAAGGAACUGCUGCAUAUUGAAAAGGCUGCGACAAUAUCCCUGGAAAACCUGACAAGCGAUGUCUCUGAGCUAGAACGAGGUAUGGAAGCAGUGAGAAGGGAAUCUUGCGGAAGGAUUGACGGAGUCCUAGGUGAAUUCCUCACGAAUUCGGAAGGGUCCCUGUUGGACCUGAAGCAACAGCUGUCCACAGCCCUCUCUGCCUUCAGAGAGACAGCUGAGUACUUUGGUGAAUGCCCACGAACUACUGAUCCUACAACGUUUUUCUCAUUUUUCGUCCGAUUCGUCAAAUCUUUUAAGGUGGCGGAAAAGGAGAAUGAUGAAUGGCGAAGGCAGGAAGAAGUUGCUAAGGGGACCGAAGCUGCGAAACGAAGGAGACAACUGUCUGAAGCUGAAAGCCAGAAUCGGAACAAUCUGGAUGGCGAUAAGGUGUUCAAGGGAAUACAGGAAGCUGUAAUAGCUGAACUGAAGUGUAGGUCACGGCUUGUCCAGGAGAUGAAAGUUCUUCCAAGGGAUGAAGUGUACAAUGGUGCCUUAGAAGAUAUCCUCGAAGGGCUCAGGCAUGAGCCAUACAGACGAGCUGACGCUCUUAGGAGGUCUGCCAGGCGGAGAGCUGACUCUAAUAGGUUAUCUAGAACAAUUGAAGAACUUGAGUUGUAAUGACCAAGUUUCUUUCAAAGAGAUGACAGAAUAUUAUUAAUGAGCAUAGAAUGACCGCACAGAAAUAGUUUUCUGCAAUGUAUAUGUUGUAUACUCUAUUUAAAGUUAAGGUUUUAAGCAAUACAAAUAUUUAUUUUUUGAAACUAGAGCUGUUUUAAUUAUUUAUAAACAAAUUUAUAACAAAAAUCAGUUGCUUUUAAAUAAUAUUUAAUAUAUUAGCUGUAUUAUUCUAAACUUCUAUUUAAAUACGGUAAUUGUAUUUUGAACGCUGAAAGCAUUUUCCUUGUAAUAUAUAUAAAUAUAUUGAUAAAAGACUUUGUACAUUCGAAAUUAUAUUUUUGUAUUAUGAAUACUGAUGAAUUAUAUAAAUUUUAUCAUAAUGUAUGUGAGACUGUAAAUAAAGAUGUACUAUUUAAAUUGUAAAUAAACUAUUUCUGUUUUGUAAAUAAUAUACAUAAUUAAAAAAAAAAUGGACACUAAUAUAUAAGAUGCAAAAUCAAAAAGACUUUUGAUCUCAUUGUCCUGUGUAAUUGGUAUUGUCAAAAUAUAUAUUUUCAUACAGAUUGCUGUGUACGAAACUGCCUAUCCAAUGUUUUUGUUUUUUGAAUUUUUUAUAUUAUUGUUAGCAUAUUUGUAAAUAUGUGAUCUAUUAUGUAUGUAUUUUUCCAAAAAAUUAUGGUUAUAAAUGUCCUGCUGUUUGUAUAAAUAUUUAUUUAGUUAAUUCGGUGCUUCUUAAGUAUCAAUAAAUGUAUGUUACAUUUUA